Paramecium octaurelia is the source of this 403-nucleotide messenger RNA. NCBI's taxonomy places the organism in Eukaryota, Ciliophora, Oligohymenophorea, Peniculida, Parameciidae. The record is from the annotation of a GenBank genome assembly.
AUGUAGACAAUAGCAUUUUAUAUAAAAACUAAAAAAAUGAAUAAUAGACUAGAAGCAAAUAAUGAAAUCCAAAUUCUGAUGUAUAAAGUGCAAAUUAAGUAGUAAAAGCAAGAACAAAUCAGUCGAUGCAGAGAAAAAGAAUUAUAUAUAUAGACUAUAAUAAAUUAAAUUGAGGCUGAUCUUAAAAAUGAGAACGAAAAGGAAAAUUAUUAAAGAGGAAGAUUAUGAUAAUAAUAAUAAGGCUAACCAAAAUAUUGUGAGAGGAAACAAACUUGUGUGAUAAUUAUUUGGAGGAACAUAAUAGAGAAGAAGAAACAUAGGAAGCCCAAAGUUAAUCGAGUAGUAAACACAAUCCUAAGAAAUGAACUUGAAGACUAAGAUGAAUCAAAUAUGAAUUAAUAUC